Hypomesus transpacificus is the source of this 2952-nucleotide messenger RNA. RefSeq names its product ribosomal RNA processing protein 1 homolog B-like. Gene Ontology annotation, cellular component: preribosome, small subunit precursor; preribosome, large subunit precursor; nucleus. The record is from RefSeq and is a predicted model, not a curated record. NCBI's taxonomy places the organism in Eukaryota, Metazoa, Chordata, Actinopteri, Osmeriformes, Osmeridae. The coding region runs from base 51 to 2888 and encodes 945 amino acids. The transcript has 16 exons. Gene Ontology annotation, biological process: rRNA processing.
GUUAACAAAAAUGACGUCAGUGUUAAGCGUUCCACGUGUAUGUUGGGAACAUGGCGCCGAUACAACAAGGACCCGAGAUCCAGUUUGCUCAAAGAUUAGCAUCUAACGAGAAACAUAUCAGAAAAAAAGCAAUAAAGAAGCUCAGAAAAUAUAUAAGUGUAAGGUCCCAGAGAAUCAAAGGUGGUUUCACCGGGGAUGAGUUGCUUAAACUAUGGAAGGGCCUUUUUUACUGUCUGUGGAUGCAGGACAAACCACUUCUUCAGGAGGAGCUGUCAAAUCAAAUUGCUGGAUUUCUGCACAACUUUCAAAGUGUUGACAGCCAGUUUCAGUAUCUGGAGACCUUCUUGCAGACCAUCAAGAGGGAGUGGACUGGCAUUGACAGACUGCGUAUGGACAAGUUUUACCAGCUGGUUCGCUUGGUGUUCAGGCAGACUUUUGAGAUGCUAAAGAAGAAAGGAUGGGAGACAAGCAUACUUGCCAGGUUUUUGGAACUUCUCACAGCACAGGUCCUCCAGAGCACCAGUGGAGCACCUUGUGGACUUCUGUUUCACAUUAUGGACCUCUACAUGACAGAGCUGGCUGGCGUGGGGUCAGCUGAGCUCACUGCAGAACAAAAUUUGACCUUCAUCAAACCAUUCUGCAAGUCAGCAGCCAAAACAAAGGAUCGCAUCCUGCUUAGAGCCAUCUGCAACAGCAUAUUCAGUGUCAUUGUAGAUCAGGCUCCAUUUGCUAUUGAGGAUUUAAUGAAAGAAAUGAAGAAUGCACAAACAGAAGAUUCAGAUUCAGGCCAGGCAUCCGAGGAAGAGGACGAGAAUGUGAAAACCAAACGCACUGUCAAAUACAGCAAGAAAUCAUCAGGAAAGUCAACGAAUGAUGACGAAGAGGAAGACAAAUUGUUCAACCUGGAGAAUGGCUUGGAUAUUGAGUUACCAGACGACGAGGGAAUUGGACCGGUUCUCCAGUUUGAUUAUGGUGCCUUGGCAGAUGAGCUGUUUCAGCUCGCCAGUCGUAACAACACUCCUAGCUUUAACCGCCAGAAACUCUACAAAGUUAUCAAAAUGCUGCGGGAUCUCAGCGAAGGAGCCUUUCCACAAGAUGAAUACCCAGAGGAGGUAUCAACGGACGAGGAUGACGAAGAGAUGUUUGGCAGCAGAAAGAGGAUGAAGAGGGAGAAAGGCCUAGGGGAGAAGGAGGAAGAGAAUGCUGUGAAGAAACUAAAAGGUAAAACUAAGAACAAGUCAGAACAUUCUGAUAAAGGCAAACCAAUAGAUGCCAAGAGUGACGCCACCAGAAUGAAGAAAAAGAAAAAGGAGAAAGAAAAGGGCCAACAUGCUAAACAGCAUACUGAAGAGGUAGAAGAGUCAGAGGUUAAAGCAUCUGAAGACUCAGUCCUGCCCGCUUCAUCAGGUUCACAAAGAACGAGUGAUAAAGAUGUAAAGAAAGUAGUGCCCUUACUGAGCUCUACUGAAGAAAAGACUGAAACCACUGCCUUAUCAGAAGCCAGGGAGACUGAUACUACCUUGGAUAACCAAUCAGAAACACCACUGGCCACCACAAUAGUCGUGGGGAGCAGAUUUUGUGUGACAUUCACUGAGGUAGCUGAGGGCAAUCAGAAUGACCAUUCAGAAAUUAAGGCUAUAAUAGAAGAGCCACUGAACAAGUUCGAGACUGAAGAAGCAGUGGCCACAAACACAAAGAGUAGAAGGAAGAAAGCCUCUGACCCAAAGGUGGAAGAACCUAAUGUAGAGGUUGCCAAGGCAGCGGAAGGCCAGUCUGGUACCCAGGAGGAGUCCAUCACGUGUGCAGCAGAGCCACAAACUGUUACUUUGACUCCUAUAGCCAACAUCCCUGGAGGCAAGAAGUGCAGAAGGAAGAGUAACAAACAGCAGGAGUCUGAGGAGACAACGGCAGGGAGAGAAGAGAGUCUAAAACCGGAACUCCAAUCUACUCCAACUAACACUGAGGAACCCCAAACAGAAGCAGCUCCACUGAAAACCAGAAAGAGAGCUAGAAAACAGAACGUAGUGACACAAGAGGAGAGUUCAGAAACAAAUAUAACACCUGCUGAAACAUCAGGGGACUUAGACAGGACACAUACUGAGACAACUGUUAAUGCUGUUCAUUUGAAAAAGAGGAAACGGUUGUCAAAGGCCAACUACCAGGCUGAUCAGGAUGGUGAAACACCGCCAGAAUCAGAAACCACCUGCCCAAGGGGUUGGGUCACAGCGACGACAACCGUUAAAAACACACAGAAACACCAGUCCAUCAUCCAGGAACGAGAGACCAAAGAUCAGGAUCAGCCAGAUGUUGACAAGGGCUGUGUUGGUGAUGGUGAGGUACCAGCAGAGAAUGAGACUCUGAAGAAGGUCAAAAAGAGAAAAACAUCUGUGAUGAUGGUGGCCAAAGAACUGGAGGCAGUGGGGGAGGAGGCUGCUCACCUGAGCACUGAGGUGGAGCCAGGAGACAAAAAGCCCAAAUUGAACAAUGACGGACAAGAGCCGACCACCACAAUAAACACCAAGAAGCUGCAGAAGACUUUAAAGGACAAAGCUGACUUCAUUAUCUUCCAGAAUAACGCCACCAUCCCAACACCUCUCUUUUAUAAGACUGCCAGUGGAGGCUCCAGCACAGAUUCAGCCAGUAAGAAGAAGUGUCAGAUGCCAAAAUCUGAAUCCAAGAAGGUAACAUUUGGCCUGAAAAACAACAAAACAGCAGAGUUCAGGAAAAAUGAUCGCAGCCUGCUAUUGAGUCCAGAAGGGCCGUCUCGAGUGCCCUUUGACCCUCAACAGAAGCCCCUGUUUGGAGUCUUAAAGUCCCCUGCGUUAUCUUUUACCGGCAGCACCAAGAACACCUCUAAUGGACGUCCCACUGCUGCUGACUUUUUCUAACCCUUGGGUGGGCAUGACUGACCAUGGAUUAAAAUCCCUGUGAAAAUAAAAUGUUUUACAACCA